AUGAGAUUAACAACAAGAUUAAUGCUGACCGCAAAGAAAGAAUUGAAAGAAUGGUUGGUUGUAAUUUACGACAAACCAAAUGUAGAUAGAUUAAAGUUUAGAGGUCAACAUUUAGAUGGACUUCCUGCCGUUGCUGGGAAGACAAUGACUAGUGGUGGAGCCAUACUUAAUAAGGACGGGAAAUUAAUCGGGUCAUCACUUCAUUUGAGAGCUAACAAUGAAAGUGAAAUCAUAUCAUUUUUAAAGGAUGAUAUCUAUGCAAAGGAAGGAAUUUGGGACUUUGAUAAUUAUCUAAUUCAUGAAUUGAAGGUCGCCUAUAGAGAAGGAAAGGAAAUCUAA
Messenger RNA from [Candida] anglica, 339 nucleotides. The record is from the annotation of a GenBank genome assembly. Lineage: Eukaryota; Fungi; Ascomycota; Pichiomycetes; Serinales; Debaryomycetaceae.